AAAAUUGGUGAAGGGGAUUAAGAGGUACAAACUUACAGUUAUAAAAUGAAUAAGUCAUGGGGAUGAAAAGUACAGUAUAGGGAAUGUAGUCAGUAAUAAGGUGGCAGAUGGCAACUAUGCUUGUGGUGAGCAUUGUGGAAUGUAUGGAAUUGUGGAAUCACUAUUUUGUACACCUGAGACUUAGGUAACAUUGUAUGUCAACUAGACUUCAAUAAAAAAAAAAAAAAGAUUGAGAAAAGAUAAUUUCAUUCCCCAAAGGGGCAAAAAUCAUAUGGGUGUUCAUUUAAGUCUCAAUACGAGGUUUGUAAAAUGAAAACCACAGUGGAGCAAUAAAGGAAGAUACUAAUGAAUAGUAAUAGCCUCUUCCUGGUUGGAGAGACUAAAGACAACCGAGAUGACACUGGGCCCAGUAGGGCCAGAGCGCCAUGUGAGGCCUGAUCAGACUGCGUUGGAAGCUCCAGGCAGCAGUGGCGGGUUCCUGCAUCCCCCAGCGGGUGGAGUUGGCUGGCACCACCUGGUGCAGGCUCGGGAAGCCCGCCCCUCCGGAGAUCAGGCCUGCUUGCCCCGGGGUGGGGCCUUGGGAGAGCUGGCCUGGGGAGCUGGUUGUGGGAGUGCCCAAGUCCUGGAGUCCAGAGGCCCAGGAGACAUGGCGGCCCCCCGAGACGCUGAGAUACGGAAGGACGUGCAGACCUACUAUGGGCAGGUGCUGAAGAAAUCAGCAGAUCUCCAGACCAGUGCCUGUGUCACUGCAGCCAGGCUGGUCCCCAAGCACAUCCGGGAAGCUUUGACGAAUAUACAUGAAGAAGUAGCCUUGAGGUAUUAUGGCUGUGGUCUGGUCAUCCCUGAGUGUCUGGAAAACUGCUGGAUUUUGGACCUGGGCAGUGGAAGUGGCAGAGAUUGCUAUGUACUGAGUCAGCUGGUCGGUGAGACAGGACAUGUCACUGGGAUAGACAUGACGGAAAGUCAGGUAGAAGUGGCUAAGAAGUAUAUUGAGUAUCACAUGGAAAAAUAUGGCUUCCAGACCCCCAAUGUGACUUUUCUUCAUGGCUACAUAGAGAAUCUGGAGGAGACUGGAAUAAAGAAUGAGAGUUACGAUAUUGUUAUAUCAAAUGGUGUCAUUAACCUUGUGCCCGAUAAGGAACCCGUGCUGCAGGAGGCGUACCGAGUGCUAAAGCACGGGGGGGAGCUGUAUUUCAGUGACGUCUAUGCUAGCCUUGAAUUGCCAGAAGAAAUCAGGACACACAGAAUUUUAUGGGGUGAGUGCCUGGGUGGUGCUUUAUACUGGAAGAACCUUGCCAUCCUUGCCCAAAAAAUUGGUUUCUGCACUCCACGUUUGGUCACUGCCAAUCUCAUUACAGUUCAAAACAAGGAAUUAGAAAGAAUGAUAGGUGACUGUCGUUUUGUUUCUGCAACAUUUCGCCUCUUCAAACUCCCUAAGACAGGACCAGCCAAAAGAUGCCAAGUGAUUUACAAUGGAGGAAUCACGGGACACGAAAAAGAACUAAUAUUUGAUGCAAAUUUCACAUUUAAGGAAGGUGAAAUUGUUGAAGUGGAUGAAGAAAUGGCAGCUAUCUUGAAGAAUUCCCGAUUCACCCAGAAUUUUCUGAUCAGACCAAUUGGAGAGAAGCUGCCAGCAUCUAGUGGCUGUUCUGCUUUAGGAUCAAAGGGUGUAAUCACAGAUCCUUUCAAGCUUGCAGGAGAGUCCAACAAUGCAAAUCCCGGAUGUUCUUCUGAUGUUGCUGGAGGCUGCUGUCUGUAAUUUACAGCUGACCAGAAGAAAGGGGCAGGCGGUGAAGGACUUACGUGUCCUUUAAUCUCCUCUUACCCAUAGCACAGACCAUAAGAAAGAAUAAAUGGUGAAAAGCCACUAUGUUCUAGA
This is a messenger RNA of Callorhinus ursinus (northern fur seal), 1879 nucleotides long. RefSeq names its product arsenite methyltransferase (gene AS3MT). Gene Ontology annotation, biological process: toxin metabolic process; arsonoacetate metabolic process. NCBI's taxonomy places the organism in Eukaryota, Metazoa, Chordata, Mammalia, Carnivora, Otariidae. The record is from RefSeq and is a predicted model, not a curated record. Gene Ontology annotation, molecular function: arsenite methyltransferase activity. Gene Ontology annotation, cellular component: cytosol.